AAUAACCCCUGACAUGAAAGCCCACAGUGACACACAUAGGCAUACUGUAUACCACAGGAUUAGGCAGUACACAAAAAGAUUACAGUGUCACAUGGUAGCCCUUCCAAAUGGUGCCUUCCAACCUGCUUCCCCCUCUUAGCUAUCCCAUCGUUCACUCGGAAUGGGCGUAGGCUCACGCAGCAUCACAAAGGUUCAGCUCCUCCCUGCUGUGUGCUGGCUACACGAUAGGAGGGGAGAGAGAGAGAGAGAGACAGAGAGGAUCAGGGUCAGAUGAAUUCUAGUCUGAGUGACGGAAGCAGUGUGUGCAUAUGGGUGCAUGUGGGUGAGAGAGGACGAAUCAGGAAGUAGAGAGAGAGCUGAGUGUGUGUGUGAGUGUGAGUGUGUGUGUGUGUGAAAGAGAGUGUAAAUCCGAAGGACGAGGAAGAGGACAUAAAGAGAGGAAGGAAAAGGGCGGCAGAAGGAAACAGACAAGACAAGGGGACUCAGACUAGAAGAUGGCUGAGCUGGAGCUGAAAUUGAGAGGCAGUCGGGAGAGCGUUGCCAAGGAGAAGAUGGGGGCACCAGCAACUGGAGCAGGGCCAGAGCAAGAUGGUCUUAUUGUGGAGCAACCAGCAUCUCCAUCUGACCCCAUCGGCUCCGCUCCUGCUGCCACAACUCCCACUAACAGCCUGCCAGGCAAGGGGGAAAAGAUUGAGCUCAAACGUAGCAUCACCCUCUUCAAUGGUGUUGGAAUGAUUAUAGGCACCAUCAUCGGCUCGGGCAUUUUCGUCACUCCAACAGGUGUUGUUAAAGAGACCGGCUCUGCUGGACUCUCCCUGAUAGUUUGGGCUGCCUGUGGGGUGAUAUCCACCAUGGGGGCCCUGUGCUACGCAGAGCUGGGCACAACUAUCGCUAAGUCAGGAGGAGACUACACUUACAUCCUUGAGGUGUAUGGUGAACUGGCGGCCUUCCUGAAGCUGUGGGUGGAGAUGCUCAUCAUCCGACCGUCGUCGCAGUAUGUGGUAUCGCUGGUGUUUGCUACCUACCUUCUGAAACCCCUCUACCCCAACUGCAUUGUACCCGACAGCGCAGCCAAGCUCAUUGCCUGCCUGUGUCUUACCUCCCUGACAUUUGUAAACUGUAUCAGUGUGAAAGCAGCCACAAAGGUCCAGGACUUGUUCACAGCUUCCAAACUGGUAGCCUUGAUCAUCAUCAUCUUCUUCGGCUUCCUUCAGAUUUUCACUGGUGAUGUGCCAUAUCUGACACCAGAGAAGGCGUUUGAAGGCAGCAACCUGGGAGUUGGAAACAUUGUCUUGGCUCUCUACAGUGGUCUCUUCGCUUUUGGAGGCUGGAAUUACCUGAAUUAUGUAACGGAGGAGAUGAUCAAUCCAGAGAGGAACCUGCCCUUGUCCAUCAUCAUAUCCAUGCCUAUAGUGACGGUGGUGUACGUUCUAACCAACCUGGCUUACUUCACCACCAUCUCUCCUCAAGUCAUGGUUGAGUCCGAGGCUGUUGCUGUGAGUUUUGGAGAGUACCAUCUUGGAAUGAUGUCCUGGCUCAUUCCCGUCUUUGUGGGACUGUCCUGCUUUGGAGCAGUCAAUGGAUCUCUCUUCACUUCAGCACGCUUGUUCUAUGCUGGAGCUCGAGAGGGUCAGCUCCCUGCUGCUCUGGGAUUGGUCCACACAGACCUGUUCACACCGGUGCCAUCCCUCAUAUUCACAUGUUUCCUGUCGAUGAUGUAUGCCAUCUCCCAGGACAUCUUCUCUGUCAUCAAUCUCUUCAGCUUCUUCACCUGGAUGUGUGUUGGGAUGGCCAUUGCUGGCAUGGUCUGGCUGCGCUUUACCAAACCCGACCUCAGAAGGCCCAUUAAGAUUUCUCUCAUCAUCCCCAUCACUUUUGUGUUGAGCUGUGUCUUCAUGAUCAUCGUGUCCUUUUGGGCGGCUCCGUUUGAGUGUCUGGUGGGCAGCGGCAUUAUUCUCACAGGCGUCCCAGCGUACCUACUGGGCUACAAGUGGAAGAAACCCCGUGUGGUCAAGAAGAUGCUGGAAAUCUUCACGAUGUUCUGUCAGAAGAUCUUCAUGUCUGUUCCUGAAGAGAAGGAGCAACAUGAGGCGGCUGAGUAAUGCUGGACAAACUGAACAAGAUGAAAGACUGAGUCAACAUUUUUUUGUCUGGACAUUCCUGUAAUGUUUACAUUCAUUCACACGUGAUUGGACUUCUUCUUUAUCUAACCACGCAGGUAACUGUGAACAAAGUCACAUUUUCUAGAGUGGCCUGACAAAUGGAGGAUUUUUUUAAAUUCAUGCUCUUGUGUCCAAUGUAUGAAGGCAUAUUUUAUGAAUACUGCAACUUGUCUGCAAAGAAGGUCACCAGGUUUUAUCUAGACAUUUUACACUCUUUAUUAUAAAUUGAUCUUUGGAUUCCACUGUAUCCCCUUAAAUGAUUAAACAUGCUCUAAUGUUGCAUGUUAGUUAAUGGAAAAUAGUGCUUUGGCCACCUGUAUAACUGCUGCAGGCAUAUGAUUAGUUGUAUACUGCAAACACAAUCAGCAGCUGCACACAGAGUACUGUAGUGGCCUAUAACAUAGAGGUGUAUUUUUCACCUGAAGUAUACAAAUUAAUAGCUUAGAGAAAAAAGUAACAUGUUUUUACUUUCUGUACAUUUAAUACCACUAACACCAAACCAAAUAUAGUAUAUUAUAGUUUACAGUUUAUAUUUAUAGUUUAUAUUGUGUUAAAAGGAAGGACUUUCCUAUAGUUACUGUGAUCAGAUCACAUUUUUAGAGUUUAUAAAUAAGGUCAGGUUUGGAAGAGGAAAUGGUUAACUAGCACAGUCCUGAUUACAGUGUACUCAUAUGGUACUAAUGUUUGUGUAAAAUAGUUAUUCAUUCCCACAUUUUUUUGUAUUUAUUUGUCAGAUGAACUUGUAGUUGUAAAGCACAAGCUGAAGUGAGAUGAAACAGUGUCUGUAAUGUCUUCUCAAGCUGUGCUGUGAAGCAAGUCUGUUUCUUGUAUCAUUUCAUUCUGAUAUUAAACCUCAUCGGCUCCAUGUGUGACGAUACUUGAUGAAAUGACGGAUACCAGCAUCUCUGUUUGUGUGGCGCUGUCGUGAGACGAUGUAGAUCUGCAGAUAUUGCUGUAGUGCUUGUAACAAGGGUUAGUGUUUGUACUGAAUGUAUUUAAUGUCUGUGCCUGUUGUGCCAGUGCUGAUAUUCUAUUUUUAUGUUUCUUUUGUCACUGUAUGACCAAAAUGAAUGUUGCAACUUUAGAGAUGCUGGCUUUGCUUUUAAUUUUGUAGGAAAUGGACCUGGAGAUAUGUCUUUGAAUAUCUGAGGUUUUCCCAAAGUAUUUUCCCAGUCUACCUGAGAAGGGAGAAGUUUCUGAGGAAAGUUAAAGGUACAGUGUGUAAAAUCUCACUGCUAGAUGACAGUAGUUUGCAGUCAACUGAAUUCUAUUUUCUUACCCAACCUGAUUCAUAUGAACAAUAUUCAUAUGGUGGCCGCUAACACCUCUUGCCAACAUUCAUCGUAGUGAAUGUAGGCUUAGUCCAUUGUGACUGCAGUGAUAAUAUGCCGGGGUGUCCACGUCUUUUUACUCUGAAGGAGGCUGUAAAACCUUGUGAAAGGAGUUCAGUACCGGUCGAUGAAUCAGAGAAGCUCACUUCUGUUCGAUGACAGUAAUACUGAGGUGAGUUGUUGAGGAUGUCCUGAACUUUUCUGUUGGGAAACACUGCUGUUUUUGUCACUGUUAGCCUCUGUUAGCUGCUGUUAGCAAGUGUUAGUGAAACUUUCUUUGAUGUGGCUCUAACAUUGCUGGACUCGGACACUUGGUGAAUAAAGGCUCAUACGAUGUGCAAACUGUU
This is a messenger RNA of Archocentrus centrarchus (flier cichlid), 3840 nucleotides long. RefSeq names its product large neutral amino acids transporter small subunit 1-like. Gene Ontology annotation, biological process: amino acid transmembrane transport; neutral amino acid transport. Gene Ontology annotation, molecular function: neutral L-amino acid transmembrane transporter activity; L-amino acid transmembrane transporter activity. The transcript has 11 exons. The record is from RefSeq and is a predicted model, not a curated record. NCBI's taxonomy places the organism in Eukaryota, Metazoa, Chordata, Actinopteri, Cichliformes, Cichlidae. Bases 495 to 2102 code for a protein of 535 amino acids. Gene Ontology annotation, cellular component: membrane.